AUAAGAAGCCGAAAGAGGUCCUGCUCGUUUUACACGGACCUGUUGCGUUUGAAUACGUUUUCACAGCAGACUGGGGCACUUUUUCAGUCCUCUAUCAAACCGACGAAGCUCACUCGAGGACUAGCACGAGAGCAGCGGCGUGUUGAGGAAACCUGAACGAAAUCAGAACUUUUUAUUCGCCGUUUUAUUUCCUCGCUGCCCAAUGAAGAGAAGAGCUGCUUCUCCACGAUCUUUUAAAUCGUUGUUAUUCGCUGCACCAGCUUCAGUCUCGGCGCUUACAAGGUCGACUCCUUGGGUUGGAAGUCUAUCAGAUGAGUCGUGAACCGAGAGAUUCAUUGAUUUAGGUUCAGCAAGUGAAUCAGUCAAAUCUGCUCCUGCUCACUUGGGUAGACUUCCUGUCUGUAUGUCUGUACAUCUACUUUAAACAAAGUUUGUGGUUCAGAGUCCACGCCAGCAGCCCACGUAGCCCGAAGGUUGUGAGAAAAAGGCCCCACAUGGCUUCUAUCAGGAUGACCACUAGGAGCAAAUCUGAGGGAUGCCGUGUCUGUGGGUGUGAUCUGAAGGGUAAUCAACGACGAUGGCUCUUCGGGGGUCAGAACAGAAAAGGUGGCCAGGCUCCAACACCAACACCUCCUUUCUCCAAAGAGUCUGCCAGCACGCUGCCUUCGUCCAGGUCUUCCCAGAGCAGCCCAUGGGGUAGCACUUUGUCCCUUGGCUCCUCUUACAAAUCACAUACCCUGCCCACCCCUAACAAAGGAAUGGACCUGCUCUCUGUGCUGACACACAUAUUAGGACAGUCUGUACCACGGGGGAACAGGCGGGGGGAGUUCAUAUGCAGCAAAUGUGUUUUUGUGCUAGAGCGAGUGUUUAAGUUUGACACGGUCAUUGCCAGGGUCAAAGUUCUGUCCAGAGAGAGGCUUCAGAAACUGACUCAAGAAAGGGAUAACUUGAGGCGAUGGGUCCGAAGUAUUUAUAGACAGCGAAACCCUUCAGACUUGAGGAGCAGAGGAAGCUCUAGUGAAGAUGAUGCAGAGCUGAGAGAAGGUGGUUCAGGGAGUGCUUACAGAGAGCUGCUGAGGGACAACAUGGCUCUGUCUGCGUAUGAGUGCUGGUCUGAAAAAUCAGACUCGUGUCCUUACUUUAAAAGGACAGGUGAAAGAUGCGGUAAAGGGAAAAACUGUGAGUGCUGUGAUUCCUUAAGAGUGUCUGAUUCGGAUUAUGAGUCUGUGUGUGGGAUUCCACGUCACCUGCCCGAGCAAGCUCUGUCACCUUGUGGUCUGUCAUGGAACAAGUCGCAAAGUAUGCCUCUCCAUUGGUCUAGAGUUCUAUCAAGCAGCUCAAGUCCUGCCUCGUUGGCUGGUUCUUGCCAUUCGUUACGAGUACGAUCUCGCACAGGCUCAGCACAGUCCCUGGACUCUCUGGAUGGUCCUGAUCCAUUUGACUGGCUAGAAGAACAGCCAGUAAACAUGGACUCCAUUCUCCAAGAGCUGAAGGGUAUAGAAGGAAAACCAGUACAGUCUCCAGCAGGCAGUCGCAUCCCAGUUUUGGGCAGAGCUCAAGAACAGAAUGGUGUUGGGACAGCUGGGUCACCUAAAGUCGAGUUAGUGCGGGUAUUGAAUUUUGGUGACCAGCAGGAGGAUGACGUGGAUGGAGAGAGUGAGGAUGUACUGACAGAACUGAGGGAUGAGUUUGUGCCACUGCACAGAGGGGUCGCUACAGGCACAGUGCACCUCGCUGUAAGGCAGUUACGGGAGCAGUUGGAUCAAGCACAAGCUCGCAUCAGGACCCUGGAGGCAGGGCUUCGGGAAGGCACCCAAUCAAACUCCAGUAAUGCCAAUCAGUCAGAGCCUUCGCUGUCAGUGCACCAACACAGCAGCUCUGAGGAUGAGAACGGACUGAUUCACCAUCUAAGCCAUUCGCUGCAAAGCAGAGAGCGAGUCAUUCAGGAAUGUGUUACUUUGAUCCAAAAGCUGUGUGUUGAGCUGGGAGCAGGGUUAGAAGAGGCUGAUAAGCUCAUCAGGAAAGUGACUCUGACUGAAACACGGUCGGAGCGUGAGGGUGUGUCAGAGGCUGAGUUUUCUGAGCUGAAGGAGCGUGAACAUGGGCUGCAAAAAGAACUGGAGACCCUCCAGCAGGCUGGCAAAGAACGGGAAAGAGACCUAUUCACUCUCAACACUGUGCUCCAGUGUAACCAGGAUGUCAUCAAUCAUUUACGUGUUGAGCUGGCUGAGAAGACACGAUCACUGCAGGACAUGCAGAAGGAGAGAGAGAUAUGGAAAGAUCGAGACUCUGCCAUGGGAGCAGCACUACAGGAAAAAGAGACUCUAGUUUCUCGGCUGCAGGAGGCGCUAAAGAGCUCCCGCAAAGAUUUUCAGGCACUCUCAGAUUCUUUGAUUAUUCGGGGACUGCCAGGAGGUGGAGCUGAGGCAGCUUUGGUCAGUCAGGUGCAAGAGAAGGAGACCCUGCUUGCAGCCUGCCUUAAAGACCAGGAGCAGCACACUGGUGCCAUGAAACAGGAGGUCUCCAGUCUCUUAACAGCUUUAAAAGAUGCAGAGACUGUAAUACAAGACCAAAGGCUAAGUCACCAACAAGCCAUUGCUGAACUGACGGAGCAGUUGAGAGACACACGCAAAGAGCUGAGGGAGGCCAUCAAAGAGAACAAGGAAGCAGAACAAGCAUGGCAUGCUGAAAAGGCAAAGAGAGAUAUAGAUGAGGGAAGACUGAAACAGAGUUUGCAGAAAAGGGAUAAGCUCAUUGAGCAAGUUCUCUUGGAUUCAGAGAAGCGGGAUGGCAUGCUAAUAGAACUGCAGCAAAACAUCUCCAGUAAGCUUGAACCCAGGGACGCCCUCAAACACACAUUAUAAGUUAUUUCACAGUUUUUCACAGAUAUGCACUGGACAACAUCUCAUGCUGUGUUUUGUAUCAUAUGUAUUUAAUGACGAUGCCAUAAUUUGACAGACUCUAAAUUGCACCCCGACUGGAAAAAGUCCCAUUUUCUUAUCUGCGUGGCUGCUAAGAUCACUUGUGAUCUCAGUUUCUUCUUGAAGUUCUUGCCUGUCAUGAAGCCUGAAUGCAGCCCAACACAUAUCAAAUGUACACCAACCACAGUGAUAUGGUAGCCAAGAUUUUUUUUUAUACUGCCUGCUAAAAUGUAACUGUUCCUUUCCAAGUCCUUAAGAUAAUUCUGGGUAUUCUUUCAUUCAUUUCUUUUUAUAUCUCGAGUUACUGCUGUUAUUGUGGCCUUCUUGAGUUCUGCUGUGCUUAUAUGUCCUUAUAUUGUACAUAAACUGCACCUAUUCAUGUUUAAAUCUUUAAUUUUCAUAGUUGAUAUUUUUUUAUUUGUCCUAUAAUGUCAUGGGCUAUUUUCUUUAUGGAUUUUAAUUUGUAACAUGUUUUAUUGUUGAUGUGUCUAAAGGUGAGGCUGCUUGGUUGGUUGGUUGGUUGGUUGGUUUGUUUGUUUGUUUGUUUGUUUGUUUUAUUUAUUUAUAGGGGAGUACAAAUUACACUUUACCCUCUUGUUCCUGUUUUCUUGACCUGUAGGCCAACUGCCUGUAAUUUGACCUGGAUCUCGGUUGAGGUCACUUUUAUUUCCGUGAUUUGUUCUUUCUGGAGAACGCGCAGAUCUCUAACAAUAAAGUCUGUUCAUAAAAAGCUCA
This is a messenger RNA of Pygocentrus nattereri (red-bellied piranha), 3656 nucleotides long. RefSeq lists its product as uncharacterized. The record is from RefSeq and is a predicted model, not a curated record. Lineage: Eukaryota; Metazoa; Chordata; Actinopteri; Characiformes; Serrasalmidae. The transcript has 11 exons. Bases 495 to 2864 code for a protein of 789 amino acids.